This is a messenger RNA of Seriola aureovittata, 9072 nucleotides long. RefSeq names its product FA complementation group M (gene fancm). The coding region runs from base 125 to 6583 and encodes 2152 amino acids. The record is from RefSeq and is a predicted model, not a curated record. Lineage: Eukaryota; Metazoa; Chordata; Actinopteri; Carangiformes; Carangidae. Gene Ontology annotation, biological process: double-strand break repair via synthesis-dependent strand annealing; interstrand cross-link repair; replication fork reversal. Gene Ontology annotation, molecular function: four-way junction DNA binding; four-way junction helicase activity; ATP binding. The transcript is spliced from 24 exons.
UAUGUGGUGUUAUAUUUUGGAAAACCGUUAGCGGAAGAGACCCGGUGUUUGUAUAUUCAGUUUGCAAUGUUGCUGCUCGUCACAUGGAACAUUUUCUCAAACUUUUACGCCACAACUGAAGAAAAUGAGUAGUACUGGUUCAAAUCAGAGGACUUUGUUCCAGACUUGGGGUGUCGCAGUUUCCCAAAACAAAUUUGUUCAACCAAAGAAAGAUGACGCUCGACGGCGCAGAACAACCCCAAGCAACACGGCUCAGGUAGCUACAUCACACACUCCGCAAAAUCCUUUAUGGACUGAAAUAGGUCAGGGGUCCACAUACACACCAGAAAUCCCAGUGAGGACUGAGGACCCUGUACCUGCUUAUGAAGAUGGAGAUGACGACGAUGAUCUUAUGGUGGUUGCUGUCUACGAAGCUGAAAAGACCCUUCAGCUUGAUAAUGCAAACUUUUUUCAAGAUGACAACCCUGUAGGAACAGAGAGCAGUGUUCUCUCUCCCAUCCUGUCAGGUGUGCAGACAUAUCCAGAUUUCCCUGGGUUUGACAGCUCCUCAGCUAAGGUAUGGAUCUACCCUACUAACUACCCCAUCAGAGAGUACCAGCUGAAGAUAUCAGAGGCUGCCCUGUUUCAGAACACACUGGUGUGUCUUCCCACUGGUCUGGGAAAAACCUUUAUAGCCUCUGUGGUUAUGUACAACUUCUACCGCUGGUAUCCAUCGGGGAAGAUUGUAUUCAUGGCUCCCACUAAACCUCUGGUGGCACAACAGAUCGAGGCCUGUUAUAAAGUGAUGGGGAUCCCACAGGCACACAUGGCUGAGUUGACAGGUAGCACAGCAGCAAAGCAGAGACAGGAGGUGUGGAGGUCCAAGCGCGUGUUCUUCCUUACCCCUCAGGUCAUGGUGAACGAUCUCACUAGAGACACCUGCCCGGCUCAGCAGGUCAAGUGUGUGGUGAUCGAUGAAGCCCACAAAGCACUGGGCAACCACGCUUACUGUCAGGUGAUCAGACAGCUCGGCAGCCAGACUCUGCAAUUCCGCAUCCUGGCCCUUAGUGCAACUCCAGGGGGAGAUACAAAGUCGGUGCAGUCGGUGAUCUCUAAUUUGCUCAUCUCCCACAUUGAGCUGCGUUCAGAAGAAAGCCCAGACAUCCAGGCACAUUCCCACCAGCGCAGCGUGGAGAAAGUGGUGGUUCCUCUGGGAGAGGCCCUUUCUGCUCAUCAGGCACGCUACCUGCAGGUGCUUGAGAAAUUCAUGUCUCGUCUGGUCCAGAACCGGGUGAUGGCACACAAGGACCUGAAGACUCUCACCAAAUACCAGAUCAUCCUCGCCAGGGACCAGUUUCGCAAAAACCCACCACCAUACAUCAAGGGUCCACAGCAGGGAAUGCUGGAGGGCGACUUUGCCCUUUGCAUCAGUUUGUACCACGGCUAUGAGCUGCUGAUGCAGAUGGGCCUCCGAUCGCUCUUUUUUUACAUCCAGGGAAUCGUGGAUGGAUCAAGAGAGAUGUCCAGGGCGAGGAAUGAGUUGCAGAGGACUCCCACCUUCAUGGACCUCUACCAUGAGAUGGAAGCAAUGUUUGUGAAGCCAUCUGCUGGUCCAGAUGAGCCCUUCAUUUACAGUCACCCGAAACUGGAGAAACUGGAGGGGGUGGUGCUGCAGCACUUUGCACAGUGGGCUGAGAGCUCUGCAGACAAUAAUGGUUCAGGUCCUCGGGAAGUAAGCACGCGCGUGAUGAUCUUUUCGUCGUUCCGUGAAAGCGUACAGGAGAUCGCAGCCAUGUUGAACCGCCAUGCUCCGCUGAUCAGGGUCAUGACAUUUAUGGGCCAAGCCUCAGCUGGGAAGGGGGUCAAAGGCUUCACCCAAAAGGAGCAGCUGGAGGUGGUGCACAGGUUCCGUCAGGGAGGAUUUAAUACACUGGUGUCGACCUGUGUGGGGGAAGAGGGGCUGGAUAUCGGAGAGGUGGACCUCAUUGUUUGCUUCGAUGCACAGAAGAAUCCUAUCCGCCUCGUGCAGCGAAUGGGACGUACUGGACGUAAACGGCAGGGACGCAUUGUUGUCAUCUUGGCUGAGGGACGCGAGGAGAGGACCUACAACCAGAGCCAGAGCAACAAGCGCAGUGUGUACAAGUCCAUCACUGGCAACAGAAGCGGGUUCCACAUGUACCCCAACAGUCCCCGCAUGCUGCCAGAGGGGGUGAACCCCAACCUGCAUAAGAUGUACAUUACCUGUGGCCAGUUUGACCACCGGGAGAGCAGCAGGCGGUCUGUCAGGGGUCGACGGUCCCGCUCUGAGGGAAGGGCCUCACUCAUCCACCCUCAAAACCUGAUUAUGCAGGGCAGUGCAACGUCAGACGGGUUUCUGAGCAGUACAGAAUAUUCCCUGUGGGCGUCCACCAUGAGGCUGAAGGAAGAUGAAGCUCAACCAACCCUGAAGCAGUCACACUUUGUGUCCAUACCCGCCGAUCUGCCACCUCAGGAGGAAGCUUCCAAAAAUGGGCCCCGAUCCAGGGAGCUGUCUUUGUGGGAAUGGAGACACUGGCAGCACAAAGUGCUUCCUACCCAUGUUGUUGAUCAUUCCCAUCGCUGCCACCACUUCAUUAAGGUGAUGGAGCUCAUAGACGGCAUGAGAGAGGAAAAUGAGGGGGAAUGCCGUUACGAACAGGAGCUUCUACCUUACCUCAACGAAGCCGAUGCUGUCGGCCACGUGAAGAACAGACAGAAGAAGCAGAGGAGCGCAAAGACCUGCACUAAAACUACUAACAACAAACCCAAACUGUCUCACUCGACGUUGUCUGAUCUAGAAUGUCCUGAUGAAGAAGCAGACAGAGAAAAGACAGAAAGAACGAGUUUAGUUUCCACAUUAGCUGUGACAAAACAAAGACCUCCAGCUGAACAUGAUACUGAAGCACUUUAUGAAGACUUCUCAGAUCACCCGAGACCUGAGGCGAUCGGUCCUCCUCCUUCAAAAAAUGACCGUCCAGAAGCUGACAUGGAUGACGACUGCGCCAUUAUUGACGAGGGUGUCAUAAAUUCAGAGUGUGCAGUGACAGAGCCUAUACAUUUGCACAGUAUUUCACAGCUGAUUACAAAAAUAGAUGAAGAUGAAGAUGUUGAACUUCAGGCCAUGUUCUACCUUCCUAAAUGGGAUUCAGUACCUCCUCCAUCCUCUGCUAAAUUCCUCUCAGGGAAUGAUGAGAGUCUGAAGGUCAUCCUGGCCAACGUGGCGGAGCUCCUGUCCCGAUCUCCACCGUCACCACCUGCAGGUUUAGAGGCUGACAUGGCUGCGCCGUCACUUCCUCCCUCUCCUCGGCGGAUUCAUCAGCCAUUUCAGGUCACCUUUACCUUGGACGUAGACGACGACUACGACGACGAUGAAGUGGUGUUAAGUGAGGCUGACAAUGCAUCCCCAAGGGCAGACUCACAUCAGCAUCCAGUGGGUGAAGAGGAGAGUGAAAUCUAUAAUGAUUGCCCUCAUCAGGAGCAGCAGCUUGUCCGUAAAGGGGCCGACAGCCCCACCUGGGAUGAGGUCUUUGGGGACGAAGAAGUAAACGAUGACCAUCAUCUCAGGGAAGAGGGCAGGGAGACAGACCUCCAGGAGGAACAGAUUGUUGAAGAUGCUGAAAACAAUAAGGGAAGCUGGGAUGAUUUGAGGAAUGAGGGAACGCCAGACUUGACGGAUGGAGGAGUAAAAGACGACAGGGCCUCUCAGUGCAGCUCUAAAACAGACAAGAGCAUGGAUCUGUUUGAGGAUGACGAAGCCUUCCUGCAGAUGUCCAUCCCAGACAUCUCCACUCCCGGCAUCACACCCAGGACAUCCCCUUGUGCCAGAGACAUUUCCAACAGCACAAAAAAGAUGACUAACACUUCACAAUUGCAUGACCCAACACACCCAACACACCCAACACACCCAACACACCCGUGCAGCACAACGCACACAGCAGACAGCACACACAGAUUAAACACAGUGCAAACGGAUGAAUUAGUGCACACAAAGUUGAUAACACAUACAACACAUGCCAAGCUGACACCUCAGGAUGCAAAUAUGUAUAACACUACAAAACAUAAUACAAACACAACAGCACCCAGUAAACGUAUAAUAGACAGUUCAGUGAUGGACGAAGUAUUUACAGCUGAUUGCAAAUCUCCCACAGUGCAACGAAAUGCAGACACCUCCCCUGACUACUUCUCUGUCAAUUUUGACCUCGGCUAUUCACUGGAGGACUCGGAGGAUGAAGCAGAGGUCGAGGCUGCCCCAUGUAUGUUGACCUCUCCACGGCCUAAGAAGCAGACUGACUCCCCGUUGUCUUUGCCAGCCGUCUCUAACUCUUCCACACCCAAUAACACCUUCACUAGACAGAGAACGCCUGCACAGUUCAGUGAAUCUAAAUCGUCUACAGCACAAAUGUUUUCAGAACAAAGGAGGAGAGGAAUGUCUCCUCUUCUGACUUCACCUUUGAUGCCUAAAGGUGGGGGACUCCCAUCUCCAAUCACGUCACUGGGAGCAAAGAGGACGCUCAUUCCUGGUCCAGCCGGGCCUCACACACCGACUUUACUCUCCAGCUUGAAACGGAGACGACCGACGGGUCGCCCCGUCGAGGCUGAGAGAGGGUCCGGUGUGGAAAACAAGUCAAGUCAGGAACCUGUUGUUGUGUCUGACUCCCCUCCUCAUCCAGUGGGGUGCAACAGUGACAGUGAAGAUGAAGUUGUGGUUCUUAAAAGAAGACAUCAGAACAAGGUCAACCCUUUGUCAUCCCCAGAAGUGUCCAAGGUCUCCAGCGACGUGGACUCUCCGGUGGUUGUGAACAGGAAACGUGCAGCUGCACUUAAUACUUCUGAUGAAGAGGGCGAAGCUGUUUCCGAUGAUGAUUUCCAGAAUGACAGUGUGUUCACGCGCCGAACCAGAGCACAGGGAGCUGAGAGGAAACACGUCCAACAGGCAAGAGCCAAGCACGCCGUAUGUCGAAAAGGGCGUCAGUUCCUGGAUCAAGAAGCGGAGCUGUCAGAGGAUGCAGAGGGGCCAGAUGUGUCAUCUGAUGAAGAGGAUGGAGAGGAAGAGAACCAGUCUCUUGAUGGGUUUGUGGUCGACAACAUGCACCUCUCCCAGGGACUGAAUGACUCAGAGAUGCAUGGGGUUUACCUAAAGUCAGUGAGAAGCCCUGCAGUCCAGGGCAAGUUCAAAAUGUCUUACAGAAACCAUCACGUUGACAUCUUUUCCCAGGUGCCUGAGAUGGAUGAAACGUAUGCAGAGGACAGCUUUGUGGUCGGCAGUGAGGUAGAGGAUGUGGAGAGCAGCGAGGAAGAGGCUGAAGACGUUGAGCUCAUGCCUGAGGACUCGUAUGUAGACGGUAGGAGGCAGUAUGCCACCAGACGACGUGUUUUCCUGCACAAAGUCAGAGCAGAAGCUGGAGCCGGCGUUAAGACCUGGGCUGAAGCUCCACCAGAGCAGAGAGCGGGGGUGAAAACCAAGCGUACCCGGGUCAUCCACAUUAAUGAUUCUAGUGAUGAGGAGAGAGGUGAAGGUAAUAAAGAGAGAAGUCCUCCAACAGGAGGGGAUGUUGCUGUCCCCUUGCGGCCAAAUGUGGCACAGCCGGAGCACAGCAGACCUCAGCAGCAGCAGCAGAAAGCCGUCUCCUCCUCGUCUUCAACCAUAGCAUCCAAGGUCUCAUUGUUGAGUAAAGCACAGAGGAGCUCAGUGACUGAAGAACAGCAAAAUGAGAGGUGCCGCCAGAGGUUAGAAAAUCAACAUCUCCUCUCUGAUGAGUUAGACUUUGUGAGGUCAGAGUCGCUGUUAUCCUCCAACAUUCAACUACAGGCAACCUCUGCCACCUCCUCAGUGCCUCAACCCCAGAAGUCCAUCGGUCAAGAUGUGUCGGUCAGUGAGUCCCCAGCUCCACCCGGGUCUGUCUGUAUUCUGGUGGACAGUCGCUGCAUCAGUACUGGAGUGGACUUGAUGACCAGCCUGCGCCAGCGCCACGCAGCCACCGUCCACGUCUGCUCACUUGACGGCAGCUACUUCAUCGUCAGCAACCGCAUGGCAGUGGAGAGGCACAGCCAGUCAGAUCUGGCCGCAGUGCAGAACCGGAAGCGAUUGGUCGAAAGAGUGAACAGCCUGCAGGGACUGUUUGAGCGCAUUUGUCUGAUUGUGGAGAAGGACCGUACCAAGUCAGGUGAGGCCUCACGUCCAUUUCAACGAACACGUUACUAUGACGGCACAUUAGCGGGCCUGAUGCGCACUGGAGUUCGCUUUCUGUGGAGCGAUGGUGCUGAGGAAAGUGCGGGCUUGCUGGCCGACCUGGCACGACUGGAGCAGCGAAAAGGUCAGGGCAUCAGUGUGCCGCUGGAGGUCAAAGGGCAGCACAGGCAGCAAGCCCUGCAGCUGUACUUGAGCCUGCCUUCAGUCAGCUAUGUCCAUGCUCUCAACAUGAGUCACAACUUCAGGUCAAUCAGCCAACUAAUAAACAGCUCCAUUGAAGCCAUACAGAAAGGAGGCUGCAUGAGUCAAUCCAGAGCUGAAGAGGUCUACCGCGUCCUGCGCUACUCCUGUGACUCCUUCCUUAUGAACACAUCCAAAGCAGGAAAAACCAUUUAGCAACCUGGGGGAGGCUGACUAGGAAUUCCACAAGCUUAAAUCAUCUCUGGUAAAAAAAAAGAAACAAGUGGAGAUUAAUAGUGAAGUAUCUUUACUUUUCCCUGCCCUUUGUUUUGCCUUCUUUUAUUUUCAGUCUCACAUCAGACCAGAGGAUGCCAGUUUCUCUGCUAUGUGCAGUAACUGUUCUAUCAGAUGUUGUAUCUCAAUGAGAUAAGAGCCUCAGGAUAUGGCUUCAACCUUUUUGCACAAGUUGAAGGGGAACCCAACUCAACCUGAUAUAAUUAUUAUAUAAUACAUUGGGUUUAUCUAUAUAAGCAUAGUAUUUGUUUAAAAAUCAUUUAAGACUUGUACUGGCAGUAAUCCUGUCAGACAGUAUUAGACAACACUGAUCAUAAGAACUCAAUCAAUAUUUGAAUAACUUAUUGUUUUUGCUACAAUAAUGGACACUUUUGUUUACAACUGUACUCUAAUUUCUUUAAUAAACAGUGAUAUUUUUUUUACAUAAUUGUUUUUGUGAUUGAAAAAUAUGGAUGAGCACAAAAUGUAGGUAAAACCUGUGAUUCCCAAGUAUAACCACUAGAGGUCAGCCUUUUAUAUCUUUAAAAGGAACAUGUGGCUCAGCACAUGUCUAACUCAUCCAUUCAUUCUGUUCAUUAUUUUUAUAGUAUGUCUGAUUGCUUAGAAUCAGCUUUCAAUUUUUAAAACUCAAAUGCUCAACAUAUUGUAGUAAAACUGUAUCAAGAUCUGUGUCUUUCAGGAUAUGAGAAAAGAAAGUGGCUUUUAUUUCACCAUUCUCUUAAAGAAAUACAGAGUGGGCACGCUACUUUGGUACAAGAUUUUGUACAUAGACAAGUACAGAACAAAAAGGCAACAUUAGAUAAUUAAAGCACCCCUUACACAAAGAUGUCAGCAAUCAUGUAUCAUCCACCAACAAAGUCGGACAAACCUAAUAUAUAAACGAAAUAUAGAAGUAAAGUCUUGAAACAGAAAUACAGAAUUGUAAUGAGGGUAAAUUUAAAGCCCAGAUAAAUUUCACACCUUCAUAAUUAAAAAGAUGACAUGAAAACAUAAAACACCAAAUACACAGUAUGUACACUUAUGUCAUAAGACAACUCCAAAGCAGUUUCAUACCUGCAUUUCUGACCCUACAGUCCCAGUCUUAACUUUCCCACUCACUGGUAAAGAGCAGUUUACAACUGCAAAUGUAGACAUGAAGGUGUGUAGGGAAAGUAAAAGCUUCUGUAGUUUUGACAUCUGUGCCACCUGCAGGCCAGUUGAUGUUUGAUUGCAGCUAACAUGCAAGUUCACAUUUAAAACCUGCAAAAUGUAAAGAGUUUUCACUUGUGCAAUUAUUUACUGGAUAGAGUACAGAGGUCACAUUGCUCUGAGUGACACGGUCUGUGCCCUCUGUUAGUAUGGAGAGGGAAGCAGGGGAGUCUUAACUUCAGAUUUAGAGGUUUUAAGACAACAGAACCUUUCUCAAAAUAUGUUGGUUCUAUCUUUGGUGCUGAAGCUUUGGACAAGGGAGUAUUUCUCAGUUAUAAUAACACUUGCAAGCCUGGUGGUCAAAUGUCUGAAAAUGUCAUCAUAAUGUUGUUUCAGGUUAAAACAUGUAUAGAGACGGAAGUAAAUGAUUAAAUGAUUUAUAAAAUCUUUCUAAGUUCACAUCAGGUGUUAUAAGCCACAAGCUGGAUUUUAUUUCUAGUUGACUAUUAAGUAGCUACUGGAGCUGAUGUUUAAUCAUUAUAAUUUUGCUAACAGGUAGUACAGUUGUACUGUCUUAAACUCAAAAACAGAAGCUACAAGUGACAAAAUAUGCAGGAGCUAUUAACUUGCUCUGCCUCCAUUAUGGUGCAGGUUACCGUGUACACAACUGGUCUGACAAUGCCUCCUUGUGGACAACAUGGAAGAUUGUGCUUCACAUCUAAUGACAGGAAGAGGAAGGUUUAAAAAUGCAUUUAGGAUUUUAAAAAAGCCCACUUUUUAAAUAAGCUAUCACUUUUGCUCAACACUGUAACAGAUUCUUACAUUAGUGGUAAAUACAAAAUAUAAAAUCUAUUGAGUGUAAAGUAAAAAAUGGGAUUGCCAAAAAUGUAACCAUUUUCUUAUACCAUAAGGUGCUUUCUUUGGACACUGCACAAUGUCCAAAACAACAUUACAAACUGCAUCAGAUCUGGUUUUUACACAACGAUUGUGUCAAAUAAUCAAACAUUUUAAAGAAAUAAUUACACAUCAUUAUUCUUUCUGACUUCUUCUAAACUUUAUGUCCUACUGCAAUGGGCAACAUCUGAGCCUGUAAUAUGUUCACUUUAAAUUUCAGAAUCUAAGGUAUUAUAUUAAAGAUGGACAAAGAACUGAAAUAAAAAGAAGACAGUUGUAACCUCAUACUCGAUUAAAACGUCAGGCAGCAGUCACAAUUUGGAUUAAAUUCCUAUGACUUUUCAUAGGAAAGCACAUACACAGUUGUAACAUCAGAAAAUGAAUACAAC